AUGAACUCCCCAACUCUCGUUCAUCUCUCCCUCUGGCCGCUUCGGGCCGCGGCAUUAAUCAUCCUUUGUCGGGCCGAAUCUUUCGGGCUCAACGCAGACAGAAUCCUAUUACUCACCUUCAAAUACAGCAUCCUAAAGGACCCAUUCCAAGUCCUUGAAAGUUGGAAAAACUACGACCAGACACCGUGCUCGUGGAACGGCGUCACCUGUGGCACCGUGUGCUUGGCCGAUGCUACUUUCCGGGUCACGGGCCUUUCUCUCCCGGACUCCGGGCUUUCGGGCUCUAUCCCGGCCACGCUGGGCUUGAUCGAGCACCUCACGAACCUUAACCUGUCGAACAAUUUAAUCAACGGCUCCUUACCUGCCACCAUAUUCCAUGCAGCCGAGCUUCAGACUCUCGAUAUCUCGAACAAUUUGAUCUCCGGCGAGCUGCCGGAGCUCGUGGGCAGACUGAAAAGCCUCCGGCUGCUAAAUCUUUCUUACAACGGUCUGUACGGCCGCCUGCCUCAGAGUCUUUCCGUCCUCCACAAUCUGACUGCUGUUUCGUUGAAGAAUAAUUACUUCACGGGCCCAAUUCCGAGCGGGUUCGAUUCGGUUCGGUUUCUGGACCUGUCCUCGAAUUUGAUCAACGGGUCGCUACCGGCGGAUUUCGGCGGCGGGAAUCUGUCGUACCUGAACGUCUCGUUCAACAGGUUAUCCGGCGAGAUUCCGCUGGAUUUCAGUAGGAGAAUCCCGGGAAACGCAACGUUGGAUCUUUCGUUCAAUAACCUCACGGGGCCGUUGAAGGCCCUCUCCCCGGCCCUGGCUCCGGUCACAUCCUCUUCCGCCGCUGCCACUCUGCCGAGCUCUGCCGUGCGACAGUCUCCUCCGGCCAUUCCGAAAACCUUUGGCUCCACAGGUGGCGCCGCUGGAAAUCGAAGAGUAUUCAGAAGGGUCGGGUUGAGGCUCGGGACAGUUAUCGGAAUCGUAGCCGGCGUUGGGAUCCUAGCGUCAUCCUCCGAUCAUGAGGGGCACGCGCACGGCCCGGAACAGAAAAGCAGGACACUUGUGACGGUUGAUGCGGAAAAGGAGUUGGAGCUGGAGACGUUGCUCAAGGCUUCAGCGUACAUUUUGGGCGCGUCGGGCUCCAGUAUCAUGUACAAAGCGGUGCUUGAAGAUGGCACCACACUGGCGGUGAGGCGCGUGGGUCAGAAUGGGUUGGAGAGGUUCGGGGAUUUUCAUAAUCAGGUUCGGGUUAUUGCCAAGUUGGUGCACCCGAACUUGGUUCGGAUCCGGGGAUUUUACUGGGGCACUGAUGAAAAGCUCAUUAUCUAUGAUUUUGUUUCUAAUGGCAGCCUUGCCAACGCGCGUUACAGAAAAGCCGGCUCCUCACCCUGCCACGUGUCCUGGGAAACCCGGCUCAAGAUAGCCCGGGGCGUGGCUCGCGGGCUUUCCUACAUCCACGAGAAGAAACACGUGCACGGCAACCUGAAGCCCAACAACAUACUGCUCGGCCCGGACAUGGAGCCCAAGAUCAGCGACUUCGGGCUCCAGCGCCUUGUCUCAUGCGACUACAACACCUCCCGGCCCGACGCCUGCUCGACCCACAAAUUCGACAGCAAGCGUUCCACACCGGGCCCAAGCGUGGUGGGCCCCUCCCCCUACCGCGCCCCAGAGUCCCUCGGCAGCCAAAAGCCCAGCCCCAAGUGGGACGUGUUCUCAUUUGGGGUCAUCCUGCUCGAGCUCCUCACCGGGAAAGUCCCGGGGUCGUUAGACGAGACAGCCGGGGCCCUGUCGGCUUCGUCGGAUGAGGAGAGACGGAGAGUGGUGAGGAUGGCUAAUGUGGCGAUCCGGUGGAAUGUGGAGGGGAAUGAGGAGGCCUUUAUGGGGCUGUUGAGAUUGGGGUAUGCGUGUGUAUCGCCCGUGCCGCAAAAGAGGCCGGCAAUGAGGGAGGUCCUACAUGCGCUCGAGAGGUUCCCGUCCUGUUUGUUUUCGACGCCGUCCGGGCUGUGA
This is a messenger RNA of Striga hermonthica, 1992 nucleotides long. The record is from the annotation of a GenBank genome assembly. Lineage: Eukaryota; Viridiplantae; Streptophyta; Magnoliopsida; Lamiales; Orobanchaceae.